GUCGCGCGCGGAUUGAGUCAAGUGAACCUACCGAGAGGUGGUGUUGACCGUCAGCAGCAGGUUUUCAGUAAGAAACCUGAGAAAUCUAACUUCCUUAAGUAACUGACAGUAAGGCCGAGACCUUCAUUUCCAACGGAAGGGUCAGCGGUGACGCAGUCGAGGCGACGCGAGAGAGAGAAGAAAGUAAAUCCCGGAGGGAGAGCGACCGAAGUGAGCUUGAGGAUCCGAGCUAAUGCUAAGUUAGCCAGCCGUAGCUUAAGAAUUAACACUUUAACUCGGGUCGUUUCAUCCGUCGCUUGCUUCGACAUAACGACUGUGGUUACAGAGUAGACAGUCAAGACAAAUUGUUAGCUUGUAUGUUACAUUUCACCUAAAUAGUGAGGUGUUUUGCCUUCACAUUUUAGGCCACAAACGACCCGUAGUCAAGAGUAGCGUUAGCUCAGUAGCCGGUCUUUUUGAGGUUAAACCUGCUCCGCGAUCUUCGGGACAGGUGAUAUUGCUAAAGAUAGUUCUCUUUCAAAGGCACUUCACGUCGUGAAGUAUCACUGCUUAUAACUUAGCUUAACCUUACAAUCGGUAGGGUCAACGCCUUUUGCUUUGCAAUGCUGAAACAGCAACAGCAACCGGGCUCAGGCGGGAGAAAAGCGUCCAACGGAACCUCGGGCCCCGUCGGUAUGUCUCCCCCGGUCAGCGGCAUCAUCAGUGGCAACAGGGCACCGGCCGGGAGGAAUCGAACUUCUGUAAAGCCAACAUUCCAGUCAUCCCCUGUGUUCGAGGGUGUGUACAACAAUGCCAGAAUGCUUCACUUCCUCACAGCUGUUGUCGGUUCCACCUGUGACAUAAGAGUGAAGAAUGGCAGUGUAUUUGAAGGCAUAUUCAAGACUCUCAGUUCUCGGUGCGAGUUGGCUGUGGACGCUGUACACAGACGCAGCGAGGAGGAGAGCUCAACAUCACUUCUGCCACGGCGGGAGGAUAUCACUGACACGAUGAUCUUCAGCCCCUCAGACCUUGUGACUAUGAUCUGCAAAGAUGUUGACCUCAACUAUGCUACCAAAGACACCUUCACGGAUACAGCCAUCAGUUCCACUCGCGUUAAUGGUGAACACAAGGAGAAGGUUUUGCAGAGAUGGGAGGGAGGAGACAGCAAUGGAGAGAGUUACGAUCUGGAAAACGAUGCAUCCAAUGGCUGGGAUGCCAAUGAGAUGUUCCGUUUCAAUGAAGUAAAAUAUGGAGUCACGUCAACAUAUGAUGCCAGCCUUUCCAUGUAUACUGUGCCGCUGGAGAAGGGCAACACCGACACGUUCCGUCAGAGGGAGGCGCGUGCCGCCCGCCUGGCCAACGAGAUCGAGGCCAGCCCCCAGUAUCGCCAUCGCGUCGGCCUUGAAAACGACGAGGGCAAAAGCGAGGAGGACAAAUUCAGCGCCGUGGUGCGGGACGGCAACGACCGCGAGAGGGGUCGGGAAAGCCCCCGUGACAGAGAGCAGCGCGAGAGGGGCCGGGACAGCCCCGGGGCCAACACCAGCAAAUACAUUCCACCUCAGCGACAGAGAGAGAUGAACCGGGAGCGAGGUCCUGGUGGGCCCCCGCCCCACAACCGUCUGAGCGGGGGUUAUCGGUCCAACCCGCCGUCCUCCUCCUCCCCCAGAGCCCCACUGCCCUCCGCUGCUGGGCCGCAGUCGGGCGUCUCCCCGUCAGACAGAAACAGCCCCCUGUCGGGUCGAGGUGGCGCCUACCCGCCCCACCACUCCCACGGGAGCCCGAGCCCCAACGCCGGCCCGUACGCGCCGGCCCCCCAAGGAGGCCCGGCGGCCUCGGCUUCCGCCGCUGCGUCUCCGUCCAGCCCCCCUGCUCCCCACGGACACGCGGUCCCUCACUCCCACUCCCUCCCACACUCGCUGUCUGACACCGGGCGGCCCGUUAAUGGAGUCUCUAUGAGAACGUCACCUAAAGCCCAAAGACCUCCACAGUCGGGCAGAACAGUCCGUACUUCAAACUCUCACGCUCAGUCCACAGCUGCUCGUUCCCCGAAAUCAGGUUCUUCCCAGGACACGCCUUAUUUGGACACCUCGUCCGUCUCUAUGCCUCCCAUGAAGACGUCUGGCCCCGCCCCCCUCUUCCCUGUCGAUGUGAAUGAGAUUCUUGGCGCAGCUGCAAAGGAACGCGCCGCAGAGAGCCUGAGCAGCACAGAGGACGGCAAGAACACUAAAGCCCCUUCUGUUCAGCAAAGGUCGCAGAUUGAGGAGCUGCGUAAAUUUGGCAAGGAAUUCAGGCUCCAGCCGAGUGGAGGCAGCGGCAGUUCGCCCAGCUCCCCGGCGACUGCGAAUCCGCCUGCCGUCGGAGAGGUCGCUGCACCCGGCGCCGCCCAGCCCUCGCCGUCGGACGCCCACCCCGCCUCGGAGCCCAAAGCCCAGACUCCGGCUCCCAGUCCAUCGCAGCACCAAGCUCAACCUUCCCCGGCCGCUGCCGUGGACGCCCACCAGGACGCCGCGACUACUCCCGGCGCCGCGACAAGCGCCAGCCCGGCACCCGACAGGCACUCGCCAGCCACCCCGCGGCCUGCAAGGACCCCGGGAGGCGACGAGGCCAGGUCGGAGGUACCGGAGCGGACGGAGGGGAUGCCAGAGCAAGUAAAGAAAUCAACCUUAAACCCCAACGCUAAAGAGUUCAACCCCAUUAAGCCUCUGCCUAUGACGAAGCCCAACACUGCGCCCACCCCCCCUCGGCCAACUCCUCCCAGCCCGGUGGUCCUUCAGCACCCGGGUGCACAGGGACAACUGUACAACGCCCCCUACCUCUCCUACGUGUCACAGAUCCACUCCGUGCAGCCCCCACAAAUGUACCAGUACACCAUGUCUACAGUCAGCCAGGGGAAAUACCCCAGGACCAAAGGCCCCGUCGUGGCGCAGCGCUCGGAUCACGGCUCCUCAGGGCAGCCCAUGCUGCAGGCGGCAACGUCUGCGACUGGGGCCCAGAUGGUGGCGUCGCCCUACCCCCAGUCCUACCUUCAGUACAACCCGCAGCAGUACAGCCAGCAGCAGGUCAUCCAGGCCAUGGCGCCCUACCCCGGACAGCUCUUUUCCCCCCCUCUUCAGCCGAUGUACUCCAUGCUGCAAGGUGGAGCUAGGAUGAUCAGCCAAGGUGGGGGUCCCCACCCGCAGGCCUUGGGACCACCCGGAGGCCCCCAGUUCUCCACGCAGGGAGACGGCUCUCAGGGACCGCAGCAGGGAAUCUACGCUCCACAGUCCUUCGCCCACCACGCGGGCCAAGUGCAUCAGCCGCAGCCCUCCAGCACGCCGACAGGCAACCAGCAGCCUCCGCAGCACGCUGCGCCUAGCCCUGGACAGAAUGCCCAGUCAGGCCCACAGCCCCAGUCCAUGUACCACUCAGGUCCCCUUUCGGCACCCACCCCACCCAACAUGCCGCAGGGCCACACGUCUCCACAAGGCGGUUACCCCAUUCAGGGCUACAGCAUCCACAGCCACCAGGGAAUCCCACAGACGUACCCCCUCGGGCAGAUAACACAGGCCCAUGUACAGGGAGCCAUGCAGGGCCCCCACCACUCGGGGAGCCACGGUCAGCCCCAGUUAGUGAUGUUGCAGCCGCCUCCUCAGCAGGGCCCCGGCUCUGUGCCGCAGCACCCCCAGCAUGGGCCGCAGCAAGGAGCGCACCAACACUUUUACAUCGGCCACUCGCCAGGCAUGAACCCCAACAUCCCCGCCGCCUGCUGGAUGUUGGCCCAGACGGAACGCGACUCGUGAGAAACAAACUGAACUGAUGGAGAAGUCUUAGAGCACCUUAUUCUUCUGCUGCAGCAUUCAUCAGUGAAAACACUUGCUGAGGACCUUCUUU
Messenger RNA from Pungitius pungitius (ninespine stickleback), 3849 nucleotides. Its product is annotated as ataxin-2-like protein. Gene Ontology annotation, biological process: cytoplasmic stress granule assembly. The coding region runs from base 603 to 3758 and encodes 1051 amino acids. The record is from RefSeq and is a predicted model, not a curated record. Gene Ontology annotation, cellular component: cytoplasmic stress granule. NCBI's taxonomy places the organism in Eukaryota, Metazoa, Chordata, Actinopteri, Perciformes, Gasterosteidae. The transcript has 23 exons. Gene Ontology annotation, molecular function: mRNA binding.